AAGUACUCUUUUUUGUGUGACCAUACCCGCUCGCAAAAGACCACCUUGUCCGUUCUUGUCACUGCACCAACCCCGCAAAUCCACCGAGGCCUAAAAUCAUUCUACCAUAACACCAAUCUAAAACCCUUCCAUUCCAAUCAAUUCUUGGCUAUUAGCCUCUCCUUGCCUUGGAUAAAAAUAUCACCUUUCUUUUUAUUAUGGGGAAGAGAAAGCGAACUGCCACUAACCACAACGCCUCCCAUCAUCCUUCUUCUUCGGGUUGAGGGUGGCAUUUGAUGAGUUGGUGUUAGCUGAACUGCACCAAUUCGUUCAAGAUCUUCGUUUUUGUUAAGGCAACAUGCCAUGCUCUUCUGGAGCAGAAUUAUUGUCUAGUGAGAAAUCUUCUCAUUUACUUGAUUCUAUUGAAUUAAAGCCUCUUUCACCUGGGAUGGCUGCCACAGAUAGUACCAUGAAGCUGUUGAAUGUGCAUUCUUCUCUUGCGCAUCAGCAUUACAAUGUUGGCCACUCAAUUUUCUUGAAACGAUCACGUCACUACUAUGGGCAUCAAUACUCUCGGAGGAAUUCAGGGAACCAUGCUAAUGCAUCGGCUUCUCAUGGGAAAAUUACCCCUUUACGUGAUGAGAGACUUGCCUUCAAGUUGUCUGGUUCAGAGUUUGGACACCAUACGGGGAACAAAGAAAAAGCAUUUGGCAGGCCAGAUAGAAUUAGACCUAGGCUAAGCUCCAUGGUAAUAGAUGCAUCUGAUGCAGUGAAGAUGAUAUGUGGGAUCUGUCAGAAGCUGUUAAGACGGAAACCAUAUUUUCUUGGAGAGGCACUUUCUUCUGGGGAAUGCUCUAUUGUGGCUGUUUUAGUCUGUGGUCAUAUGUAUCAUGCAGACUGUUUGGAGCAGAGAACAAGUAAUGAAAAUAGAAGCGAUCCCCCUUGUCCAUUGUGCUUGGGCUUGCUCUCUCAGGAAGAUGCCUCAAGAGGACAAGAGUAAUGUACAGACAUUUACUUCUAUGAUACUUGAUUAUAUAGGAUAAACCAGAAGUACUUAGUUGGAAAAGCAUAGGUUGGCUGAUUUAGUCUAGGGAGACUAGCAGAUGGAUUACGACAAGCCUGUCAAAGAAGCGUUCUCCAUUUGUCGCUUCAUUGUGUGUUAGGCAUAGUGGGAAGCACCAUGUUUUUUGUCAAGUGAUAGACAUUAGCAUGGUGACAUUUCUACUGUAAUAUCACUAAUAGUAUCCAACUUUUUGUUGUAUAAGUUAAUAUUUUUCGUGCACAUUUUGACCAGUGAUUUUUUCUUCUUACCCGUGAGAUUUGGUGUCGGAUGUUUCCCUAGCUGAGUAUGCGUCAUGGUAAUGUGCAUGAUAUAUGCUUCUCUGGUUAAAUCAUCUUCCAAAUAAGAAUCAAAUAUUCUAUUCUUGGACA
Hevea brasiliensis (rubber tree) is the source of this 1410-nucleotide messenger RNA. RefSeq lists its product as uncharacterized. The transcript has 5 exons. NCBI's taxonomy places the organism in Eukaryota, Viridiplantae, Streptophyta, Magnoliopsida, Malpighiales, Euphorbiaceae. The record is from RefSeq and is a predicted model, not a curated record. Gene Ontology annotation, molecular function: metal ion binding. Bases 338 to 979 code for a protein of 213 amino acids.